Messenger RNA from Candida tropicalis MYA-3404, 417 nucleotides. RefSeq lists its product as uncharacterized. The transcript has a single exon. The coding region runs from base 1 to 417 and encodes 138 amino acids. The record is from RefSeq and is a predicted model, not a curated record. NCBI's taxonomy places the organism in Eukaryota, Fungi, Ascomycota, Pichiomycetes, Serinales, Debaryomycetaceae.
AUGAAUAUUUCACCAACUAGACAUAAUAAUAAUAAUAAUCAAAAACAACAACAACAAUAUAGACCACUAACAUCAUCAUUGUCUAAUCUUAGUCAAACAAGAUCAAGACUGCCUUCAAGAUCAGUAUCUCCUUUUCCUUAUAGAUCAAGAUCAAAUGAAAGAUCUAUUACCAAUACAUCAUCAUCAUCAUCAACAAUAACAACAUCGACUUCAGGAAUAACACAGGGGAAUAAGUUUCAAGAUCAUGAUCAUCCUAGAUUAAUCACUCGUCAUCAAUUAUCUAAUAUGAUUAAAGAACAAGAUAAAAGAGGUAGAAGUCGAUCAAGAGAAAAGAAAAUUAAUCAUCAUGAUUUAUCAAAUACAAUUGAUUCAAAUAAUACUAUAAGUUUAAUGGGGUUUAAUAUUUCAAAUAAAUAA